AUGCACAAGAAACUUCUAUUGUUAACCGUAGUUUUUACAAUAGUCACGUCGAAAGUUGAGGAAAUGACUCGAGAAAAUAUGCCUGGCGCUAAAUAUUAUGAUGGGAAAAAAUUUGUUUUUCCAAUUUCUGACGAAACGAUGGAAGAAAUUCUCGAUCGUUGGAUGCAACAGGCGAUGAGCGGUUUACUAUCCGGAGUUUCGAUAAAAAAGAGCGCCAAUCUCAAUAAUGACGAUAAAAAGUGGCUUCAAACAUGUGAAAAACAAUCGAAAACUGUUAACGAACAAGCACGUUGCGUUGUCAAAGCUUUUGGUUCAGGUAAAAUGAACAAAAAAAAUAAUGAAGGUCAGAAUUGUAAAUGA
Dracunculus medinensis (Guinea worm) is the source of this 360-nucleotide messenger RNA. The record is from the annotation of a GenBank genome assembly. NCBI's taxonomy places the organism in Eukaryota, Metazoa, Nematoda, Chromadorea, Rhabditida, Dracunculidae.